AUGAAUCCCGAACCAGGAGAGUAUCGAGACUUUCCUGAACCAAAUAUCGUCGUUAAUGACGAACUCGCACAUCCAUUUGAUUCACCGAACCAUGCACAAACCAUCAAUCGACCGUUGAACGAUCUUCCUGAAAUCGAAGAUUCAAGAUUUUAUUCGGAUAUUCCGAUCGAUAAUUCAAUUUCAGCUGAAAACCAGUCCGCCGAUCUCACCGCAGUGAAAAGCUCCAAACUAAACGAACAGUUCGAUGAUUUUCAAGAGAUUUCAUCCGAUCAGGAAGAUCAGUUCUUAACGAAAACAAAACAAAUGAAUUUCGACGAGAAAUUUCGAUAUUUACAGAAAGAAUUUGAAAACACUCAAAAGAUCACCACUCUAUUCCAAAAUCAACUAAUUGAUGUGAAAAAUCUCAGAGACAAAUUGAGCUUCUUCUGCUCGGAAUGUCGAUCGGAGAUCGUCUCGACAUUGAAUAUUCAACAAAAUACCGAGAAUUUAACCGAAUCGCAGUUCGAAAUGUUGACUUCGUAUGCUCCGGAAUCGAUGUUCGUUUCAUCGAUCGUAGCGAAAAGAUUACUCAAUCAAAAAUCGAAUGAAAACCUUGCGAAUGACUAUGAAAUUCGGGUGAAUUACGCUCGAUCGAUAAUGAAGAUUUACAGAGCAACGAAAAAGUUACAGAUUCGGUUAUCAGCAUUGAAUGAUCUUCUAGUCAAAUCUGUCCUUUCGAAAAAUGAACGUUUUCAUGAAAUUGAGCAAUUUACUCUUCUUCCGAAGAAGUUCUUUGAAAGUGUUGACGAUGUUUAUCAAUAUGAAACGACCAAAGAGAAGGUUUUUAUUCGUUGUAUUGACAAACAGAUCAAAGAAAACGAAGUGGAGAUAUUUUGUAUUGAUCAUUGGAAACAUCCUUUGGCACAAAUCAGUUACAAUUUAUCUGAAAAGUACUCAUUUAUAUUCGAUAUUCAUUUUAAACGAGUUAUUACAUCUUAUGAUCAAUUAACUAUCGCCAUUCCGUGUUUUUCACUAUCUUCAACAUCGAAUCAUCGACAAAUGUUUAUUCGCUUGAAACGUUCUAUGGAUCCAUUGAUUCACAUUCCCGCAAGAGUCGAACUGUAUAAUGAAAUUCCUUAUGCAAUCUUUCGUCUGACACAUUCCCUAAGUGACAUCUCAGUCGAAGCAAUUUUCUAUUAUCCAUUCGAAAUCUUAAAAGAAUCUCAGAAUGGUUCAAAUUGCGAUUAUACCUGUGAUCAUUCAUCUGUAUUUCGAAUUGUAACACCGAAAAACUAUUUCAUUCGUUCACCUCGCGUUCGUUUCAUCCCAUUGAAUCAUGAUCUUAUCCAAUGUAUUCACAGUUUGAAAAACGAGGAUCAAUUAUUAUCGUCAUCAGAUCUGAUCGAAAUCCAAUGGUUUAAAGAAAACAAAAUUGAAGGAUUUGUCACCAUAACUCUUCAGUUGACUCGACAUUUCAAUCGGGUUAACCAGGCCAAUGAAGAUUUGCGCAAACGACGUCGAAAAGGACAAAGAAAGAUCCUUUUCCAACGUCAAAAGUUCGAGCAAGAUAAAUACGAUGAAACCGGCAGUACUUUGAGCAUAACACCAACACCAACGAACCUUUCGACUCCAUUGAACGUCAUUUCACAUUUACCAACGUUAUCUUCCAUUCUCGAACGAACUCAGAAUGAUCAGUCUGAAGAGAUAACACGGAAAAAACUGAAUUUCAACCGGGAAAAUAACUCGCAUACGAUAUUCAAGUGGAAGCUGGAUAGUUUUCAAAUUCAAAAUGCUCCUAUAAUUUUACUCGGAUAUAAAAACCGAAAAUGGAAAAAUUGUAACCAUUUAGUGAAAAUUUCGACAACUGAUGACAAAGAUACGUUCGUGAUCCAUUCCGCAAUUUUAUUCGAUCGGAUGAUUCUCAUUCGUUGUUGGCCGGAAUCGACCAGCGAAGGAAAAUUCGACAAAUUAGCAGAAAAUCUUUGGUCCAUGUCAUCAAUGAAACUGUUUUCUUGUGUUCUCGCACGAGAUCCAACAAGUUUAACACGCUACGGACUUGUUAUCAUACCGAUUGAAAAACAACAUCUCGCCGAAGAUCUUCUUCGACAACGAAACUAUACGGAAUGGAUAUUUAAUGAACAAUCCAUCGAAGAAAACGUCAGUCAGACAAGAAUUCAUCAAUAUCAAUCGCAGCACACUUUAUCAUUCAAUGAAUCAGUGAAGAGCAUUUCAAAAUAUGUACAAUUUUGUCUGCAGGAAGGAACUUAUGUAACGAUUUUUCCAACCGGAAAUAUUGAUUUACACGAAAAAGUUGAACUUAAUCUUCGACUACACGCUCAAUAUCCAAUUCUUCUCGAAUUCGACAUUUAUCCAAUUGAUAUUUAUCGUCAGAAGACCGACGAAGACUUCAUUGGUACCUUAGAUAUCUACGAAAUCAAUGAACAUGCGACGGCAUUGAAAUCAAGCAGUAGUACAUUAGCUGCUGCUGCUGCCGCUGUUUCAUCUCGAACAUCGUCUGGUUUUGAGAUCAGUGAAAAUUUGCCAGAGAAUGCAUCGCCUCGUCCAUCGACAACUGGACGUGAGACGCUAAGUGAUAAUCGAUCUGUGACUUUCGAACGGUUGACACUGCGUGAUCUGAAAGAAACCAGUCUGAUCUGUAAAAUUUCAAUUCGUCUUCCCAAACACGCUUUCCGUUCACCAUCAACACAACUAAAUACAAUUCCAAUAGAAAUUCCACAAUUUUUUCACGAAGUCAUUCAAUCCCUAACCGAAGGUAAACAGGAGUUCGCUCAAGCAUUGAACAUCCAUCCAUCGUUAAUCAACUCCCUUCUAACAACAUCAAUACCUUCUCAGCAACGAACCCAAUCGAAUACAUCUCUUCGCGGCCAAUCGCGAACGAAUUUAUUCCUCGAGUCUUUACCAAAGAGUACAAUCGAAAGUGAAGCGUUAAUUAAAUGGUUCAAACGACAAAAUGCCUUUCAACUGACUGAAAUUCUCGAGAAAAUCAUUUCUGCAUUGAUCCAAAUCGGUCGAAUUGAUUUAGCUUACACGUUUAAGAUUACAAAUCUAAAAAAUAAAUGCUCGUAA
Messenger RNA from Adineta ricciae, 3066 nucleotides. NCBI's taxonomy places the organism in Eukaryota, Metazoa, Rotifera, Eurotatoria, Adinetida, Adinetidae. The record is from the annotation of a GenBank genome assembly.